AUGACGUCUGCGCCUACCCGACGGAAGCAUCUGAAGAGCCGCAACGGCUGUAUCCAAUGCAAGAAGCGUAAAAUAAAAUGUGACGAAAAUGGAUCCAUUCCUUGCGCACAAUGUGUCAAAAGCCGGCAUGUCUGCUCCUUCUCUCCUCCAGUUGUUGGUUCAAACUUCUCCACGACAUCCCGUCUGGACCUUGAGUUACUCCACAACUACACCACCAAAACAGCAUCCUCUCUAUCAGAGAAUGUCGAGAACCAGAAAUUUUUUGGUGUGGAAUUCGUCCAGCUUGCGAUGCAAAACGACUAUUUGCUUCACUGUAUCCUGGGCUUAUCAGCCUUCCAUAUGGCAAAUCAACAUGGGAAGACGGAAUCGUCCCAGUUGAUAGGUCUGAGCUACUCGAAGGACAUCUAUCUUCGAGCAGCAUAUAGCCAUCAUGAAAUUGCGCUAAAAGGCUAUCGUCAAUGCCUGUCGACCUUGAACCAAGACACUUGUCAUGCCAGUUUUGGUUGCGCUUGUCUCCUGUUCAUUACGUCCUUCGCCCGGCCACCAGAAAGCAACGAUAAACCAAAUCAGCCCCACCUUCCUGCACAUAUAUGGCUCGGCUACCAGUUAUCGGAAUGGAUCAUUCUGAUAAAAGGCCUUCCGUCCAUCCUUACCUACAACGAAUUUCUGUCAGCACUUCAGAACGGACCCGUGGCUCCUCUCAUAAAAGAAAUAAAGGACCACUCUGCAGAUGACGGGACACCUCCAAUGGAGAGCGAGAUUGUCUACCUUCGACUUCGUAAUCUAUCAAAAGCUAUCGGGGAGCACUGUUAUGAUGAGAGAAUCGCUCAAACCUGCCAAUCCUCGAUUGAGACGCUCUGCGGCAUCGUGGCUGAAUUGAAACAAUCAAGUGACCAUGUCCUUGCAUUCGUUUGGCCCAUCAGAGUUGACCCAGAUUAUCUCAUCAUUCUCGAAGAGAAGAGACCGGAGGCAUUAUUGGUAUUCGCUUACUACUGUGCUCUGCUCUACAUGUCGAGCUCCAGAUGGUGGACUAAGGAGUGGCCACCACCAAUCGUCGAAUCCGUCAGAGACACGAUUGAUGAGGGGUGGGCCCCAUGGCUCCAAUGGCCCCUGCAGAUGGUUUUUUCAGAUACCGGAACAGGUUGA
This is a messenger RNA of Penicillium canescens, 1146 nucleotides long. RefSeq names its product Zn(II)2Cys6 transcription factor domain-containing protein. The coding region runs from base 1 to 1146 and encodes 381 amino acids. Gene Ontology annotation, molecular function: zinc ion binding; DNA-binding transcription activator activity, RNA polymerase II-specific. The transcript has a single exon. The record is from RefSeq and is a predicted model, not a curated record. Gene Ontology annotation, biological process: regulation of transcription by RNA polymerase II. Lineage: Eukaryota; Fungi; Ascomycota; Eurotiomycetes; Eurotiales; Aspergillaceae.